CCAAGAAGACUCGCUGGGAUAUAGUCAUGAAAGAUUUGGACUAUGAUACAAAAAAUCGAGUCAGUAGGAAGAGGAAAGAUUCAGAAUCAGAUUCUGAUGCUAGAUCAUCAAGGAAAGGAUCACCUCCUGUAAUGUAUGUGUCUGGAAAAAAGUCAAAAGUUAUAUGACUAUGGAUUGUUACCUAGGAAGGAAUGGGAGUUUAAAAUUCCAAAGAAAUCCACAAAUGCCAAAGAUGACAAAAAAUCCUCAGGUAAAUUGUCCUCCAAGAAAAGAGAGGAAUCCAAAUUGUCAAAAUCACCAUCCAUUUACAAUGGAAAAGAAAAUGGUCAUAAAUCUAAUACAGAGGCAGGAAGAGAUUCCAACAAAAAAUCAGAGAAAGAGAAACAUUCAUCUGGAAAAUCUAGUUACAUUGGAGAGAAAGAAACAUUUAGAUUAUUUGGAAAAGAAGAAAACAAAGACAGUAAAGGAUUCAAAGAAAAGGGAAAGCCUUGUAAAUCUACUGUUGUACAUACAACUGUUCCACUGUCUAAAGAUGUUGGUUCCAUAAUGCAAAUGAUACGGAACAAUGUGUUAAACAAGGACAAUAAAAAAAAUAUAGAUGACUUCACUGACUAUUCUCCCUCAGAUUCUCUGACUGAUAACCAAUCUGAGGUGGCUAGUGGAUCUACUGAAGACACAGCAAAAGAUUUAAUGGACAUCAUGGAUGGCAAAGUUCCACUGGAGAUUAUUGAUGAAGUUGGAACUGAUACAGACUCAAUGUUAGACAAUUCUUCAUUCAAUAUAUCCAAUGAUUAUGCCAAAGAUUUGAACUGUGCCAUACCGGGAGUCUAUGGCUCUAAAACAAAACAUUUGUCAGGUGAUGUACACAAAUCUAUUACAAAAGUUGAUGUAACAAACAUCACUGACACUCACAAUGAUAGGAAAAAAGACAGUCCAUUAAUUUAUCAAUUAGAAAAUACUCAUAUGAGGGAUUUGAAUGAUAAUUUAGUGACAAGUGCAGGACAAAAUUUAAAUGCCAGUACAUUACCAGAAAAAUCAACAAACAGCAACUUAAAUAGUUUUCCUGUAAGUACUUCAGCAACGAAAAGACCUGUUUGUGUUAUAGACCCUCUAGAUGAUCUAGAUUUCUUUGUACCAAGUGUAGACAGAAAGGUUGAAGAGGUUAACAAUGGGAAACAGAUGAGAAUCUCUGUGAAGAAUGACUGUCCACUGAAUAAAACUGUUAUUGGAUAUUCACUAGUGGAACUUAUUAGGACUUGUCUCCAUGGAAAACAAGAGGAUAUGAGAAUUGUUACCCUUCAAGAAUCCAUAGUCCAAAGAUCUGUUAGUCUAACAUUACACAAGCUGAACAUUGCAGCAACUUUGGAGAGAACAGUUGAUAAGAAGGAUGCUGCUCCAAUGAUUGAAAUAGAACCAUCUACAGAUGUUAAGGAGAAAGAAGAGAUAAUUCCUGGUUUGGGAGACUUGCAUAUUCUUGAGGAGGCCAUUCAUACCUCUUUUAAUGAGGAAGACAGUGAUAAUGAUGAAGUUAAAACAAAAACAACUGAAGUGUUGAAAUGUGAUCAAGGUGUUGUAAAUGAGGCCAAGAACUCAUUACAAAGUGCAAAGAAAGAUGACACUGUUAAGAAUAUAGAAAUUUCUCCCAUCAGAGGACCAGUGUCCAAAAAAACAGUCCCUGAACCCAAAAGGACAUAUAAGGAGCAAUCAAAGGAGAAUAGCAACAGAGGACCAAUCAGAUCCACUGUUUCUAAAGGUCAUCGUCAAGAUAGACAACAUCAUCCAUAUUCCAGGAAAGAAAAACAUUACAAGUGUGGAUGGUCCUUUGACAUUAGCUACACCCUUCAAGAUAUAAUGGAGAACCUGACAACCAGUUCAUACAAAGAACGCAAGAAUAUGUCAACACCAAACAGCCGCAGACCAAGAUUUUCUAAUUACAGAUUUCGUCGUUCUGAAGUUCCAGAAUUCCUACCAGAUGAGAGGGAAGACAAUUACUUAACAGAAGCAGCCAUACCGGAUUUUGGUGAGCGUAAGAAGAAAGCAGAAAUGUUAGACAAUAUGAGUACUGUUGGUGGUGAAGAUGAACCCUUCUCUGUAGAACAGACCAUGUAUGACAGGGAGACUGAACCUCCUAGGGAACCUCAUAGAGAACAUCAGAGGGAAGAUUCUAGGGUUUUAACAAUAAGAAAAUUAGCUGAAAGUUUGAAAGUCAAUUGA
Molecule: messenger RNA, 2214 nt
Organism: Mytilus californianus (California mussel)
Lineage: Eukaryota; Metazoa; Mollusca; Bivalvia; Mytilida; Mytilidae
Exons: 7
Coding region: 136-2214 (692 amino acids)
Source: RefSeq, a predicted model, not a curated record